Molecule: messenger RNA, 1074 nt
Organism: Enterobius vermicularis (human pinworm)
Lineage: Eukaryota; Metazoa; Nematoda; Chromadorea; Rhabditida; Oxyuridae
Source: the annotation of a GenBank genome assembly
AUGGAAACUGACUACCCAAUACCGCUAGAUGAAAACGGUGGAAGAAGGUCGGCCCGUGGACUUCAUAGUAAUACAUUCAGUGCUGAAAUUAUACAACGGCGACGAUCAACCUCUUUGUCGGAUGACUACUCGGUACAAAAAACAAAUGAUGAUGCUGCAGAAAGUAAAUAUGUUGCAGUCAAAAUGGGAUACUACAAUGAUGAGUUUCUACCAUAUGUACUUUCACUACCAAGCGACCACGUAAAUCGACGUGAUCCUGAAAUUUCACGUGGUUACUGGGCGAGAGUAACUGCUAUUCGUACACUCGUCGACAAGUUUAUACGGGCUGCUGGACCAACGUGUCAGCUAAUCAACAUUGGAGCCGGUUAUGAUACAUUAUAUUGGCGUUUAAAAAAAGAUUCCCUUCAGUUUGGGAAGUAUGUGGACGUAGAUUUCAGUUCCGUUACUGCUAAAAAAAUUCGUCAGAUCCACAAAAACAAGUCUCACUUGGCAUCCUUUUUCUCUGAAACUCCUAAGGAGGCGCAACAUGCAGAUUUCCUUGCUGGGGAUUAUUGCUUAAUUGGUGCUGAUGUUAGACAAAAACAAGAAUUAAAGUCGAAAUUUGAAACUGCUGCAGUUGAUUUCAAAGCUCCUACUUUAUUUAUUUGCGAAUGCGUCUUGGUAUACAUGCAUGCUUACCAAAGUGCUGAAUUCGUGAAAACUUUGGCUACUUGGUUUGAUACAGCUGUAUUUAUUAAUUAUGAACAGGUGAAUUUGAAAGAUUCUUUUGGUGAGGUAAUGCAAAGGAACCUGCAACAGCGUGGGAUAGUGUUAGAGGGCUUGUCUUUUUGCGAAUCGCUGGAUACAGAGAAAAAUCGAUUUCUUGAAAAUGGCUGGAAUAAGGUUGCUGUUUGGGACAUGUGGGAAAUUUAUGAUAAAAUAUUACCAAAAGAAGAACGUUUGCGAAUUGAAAGGAUCGAGCUUCUUGAUGAAAAAGAGCUUUUGUCGCAACUACUGGAACAUUAUUGUAUUACUGUCGCUUACAAGCACCACUCAGAAGACUGCAUUAGUUUUGGAGAGUUUUUGUUUUCUUGA